Molecule: messenger RNA, 1372 nt
Organism: Leucoraja erinaceus (little skate)
Lineage: Eukaryota; Metazoa; Chordata; Chondrichthyes; Rajiformes; Rajidae
Product: Golgi-associated RAB2B interactor protein 3-like
Exons: 7
Coding region: 233-1237 (334 amino acids)
Cellular component (GO): nucleus
Source: RefSeq, a predicted model, not a curated record
UGCAGGGAGCUGACCAGAGAGAACGCUCAGGUUGUAUCAGAGAAAAAGGGGAGCCCCGAGCGACGUCACAACCAGAUGACGAGAAGGCUCUUGGACUUACGUCACUGUGGGGGAUUCCCCGCUGGUUCGAGUCCUUUCGGCCCCUCGCCGCUGUGGAUGCCUAUCCCAGGACUGCUGACAUCUGGCGCAGUCUCACGAUCCAUGCGCCGCUUCCACUAAAGACUGAGUCAGAAUGGUCUCGCUGGAUUCAGAUCCCACUGUGCUCUGUGGCCCUCUGGCCAAGCAGAAGAUUUGUACGGAAGCCCCGACUCCUGGUGCCCUCCAGCAACACCUGUUCUACGGCGAAUACGACCCGUUCAAGUACGCACCCAUCUUCGAGAGCGAUUUCAUACAGGUGACAAAGAAGGGGGAGGUGCUGAACAUUCAUAACCAGGUGACUGUGGUGACAGUGGGGGUGACAUCCACAAGCCCAAACUUCUCCCUCCCCAACGUCAUGCUGCUUGCCCGGCCACUGGACUCCUUCUCGGAGAUUACGUGCAGCUGCAAGGUGUCGACUGACCGAUGCCCCAUGGAACUCACCAGGCUCUUCCCCCUGAGCUUUGUCAACAUCUCAAUCCACGACGUCUACAACCGGCGGCUGAGAUUGAAGCUUGCCAAUGGCCGGGCCUUUUACCUCCAGCUCUACAUCCACCCAGAGUGCGAGAACGAGGUGUUUGAGCGCUGGAUGAAGCUGGUGAAUUUGCUCCGCACCAGCCCCGAGGAGGUGUACGGAUACGAGGCCGUGACGCCCGAAAUCGAGUGCAUCCUGGAGCAGGCCAGCGCAGAGACCUCGGCUACUGAGCUGUCCGAGUGGCAACUGGAACCCCCUGAGAUGUCGCCGGGCAUGAGGGAGUUCUACGAGGCCAGCCGGGCGAGCAGCAAGAAGAGUGAGAAGAGCGACAAGAGCAAGAAAGGCAAGCCGGGCGAGAGGGGGGACAGGGAUGAGAAGGUGGAGAAGGCCGACAAGCCGGAGGACUGCAGCGAAAGGACCCAGAGCCGCAGGAGCAAGAAGAGCGCGUCCAGCAAAGCGGGAGAGAGUGAGGGCGACACCGACAGUAUUCCCGACUUCACCCAGGAGCAAGAGCCGUGGCCCCCGCGUCGAUCCGCCACAGCCAAAGAAGAAGACUCGAGGGCCAAUCGGUUUCAACUUCUUCAAGGGAGAGAAGGGAGAGAAGGGAGAGAAGGGGGAGAAGGGUGAGAAGGUGGAGAAGGCGGAGAAGGUAGAGAAGGUUCCCAAAGAGAAGGUGCCACAGGAAGAACCGCGCCGGGCAAAGUCAGUGUCACGUCCUACUCUAGAAUUCGAGGACGAGGGGGAGGAGAUAGAGGAGCGGAA